Molecule: messenger RNA, 550 nt
Organism: Acaulospora colombiana
Lineage: Eukaryota; Fungi; Glomeromycota; Glomeromycetes; Diversisporales; Acaulosporaceae
Source: the annotation of a GenBank genome assembly
AUGACCCACAUCAAAACGCGUCGCAGAUCCUCUAACUUAAAUGCACAUCACGAGUACGGAUUACGACUAAACGAGGCUCUGCAAGAAGCACCGGAUUCUGAAAAGUUAUUGAAUCUGAGAAGCAAAUGGGAUAAUAACGAAUAUAGGGAUGAUUGGGCACGUUACAAAGAUUUGCUAGAUGAUAGAAAGGCCGAUACACGAACUGAAACUGAAACUACUGUUGACUAUGAUGGUAGCAAAAAGUUCGUGUCUUUGGUAGCGCCUUUAGUUGAAAUCGCACUGGGAAAAGAGAAUAUAAGCAACGAAGAGAGAUUCGAACUUAUUGCUAAUUUUAGAAAUUUUAGUUUAGCCUUUUACGACAUCAUAGAUAUCACGCCAGGCUCAAACAGUGAUUUUAUACUAUCACUACCAAUUGAUGUGGCGCAGGAAUUGAGGCAGUCUAAAUCAUUUCCCAAACCUCAUAUGGAAAAUGAACUUCUUGAAAAGAGUUUGACUGAUCUGAAGUGUUACAUUGCGGAUGCAUGUACCCGUACACCAGAUAGUGAUGAGG